Molecule: messenger RNA, 311 nt
Organism: Staurois parvus
Lineage: Eukaryota; Metazoa; Chordata; Amphibia; Anura; Ranidae
Source: the annotation of a GenBank genome assembly
GGCGGCACUGACUGGCACUGAUUGGUACUGAUAGGUGGCACUGAUUGGCAGCACUGAUAGGUGGCACUGACUGGCAUUGGUAGGUGACACUGAUGGGUGACACUGAAAGGCAGCUCAGAUGGGCACUGAUAUAUGGCACUGAUGGGCACCGGCAGGUGGCAUGGAUGAGCACUGACAGCUGGCACCGAUGGACACUGACAAGUGGCACUGCUGGGGCUACACAGAUCAUCAGGGCACACUGAUCAUCAGUGCUCUGAUGAUCUGUUUGUCAGCGUGACAGCUCGUGAAGAGAGAAAUGCCGAUAACUGGCA